GAGAGGCAGGGAGGAAGAAUCAAUAGAGAAAUAAUAAAAUAUAAAGAAAAGAAAAGCCCCUUCUGGAUGGGAAAGAGAACACUUUAAAAGAAAUCUCAGAUCAGGAAAAAGAUUCAUUUUUUCUGUCUGGCUUUUUUUCUAUUGCAGGAGUGAGAGGCUCACUUUCAAAUCUGCUGUCUUAAGACAUUUUCAAGCCCUCCUUUUUACUGUGUAUUACUCCCCUUUAUCUAUUAUUUUGAGGUUAUGUAAAAACAGUAUGGGUCGGCUCAAUGUACUCACUAGCCUCCACGGCUAGAUGUCGCACCCGAGGCCCCUUUCACCCCAACAAGUCUAUGAAUUGCAAGUUGCAAGAAAAGCAAGUGGGAGUAGGAGACAGCUUUUUUCCUUAGCGUGAACUGAGACUGUCAGGAGAAGAGCACAUCUCACCAGAGGGGGAAAGCUGCUGUGGCUCUAUAACCUGACUUUGGAUCAUGUCAGUCUUCUGAUCCAGUAAAUAUCCUCCGGGGGACCAUCCCCUGGAGCACUCCCUCCAGUCCUUCUCCCUCCAGUUAGGGUGCUAAAGUGAUGCUGAAAAACUGAGCCCAGCUCAGCCACUUGGGAUCUGGAGAACAGCAGCUUUUUCCAGCAGCAGCAACAGCCUCUGAUAAAAAAUCAUCCAGACAGCUGCAGGAACUGCACUACAAUUCAGGACUUUUCCUCCAAAGAAAGAAAGCACCAAGCAAUGAUGAAGACUGUGUCCAGUGGGAAUUGCACCCUCAAUGUGCCAGCCAAGAACUCCUACCGCAUGGUUGUGCUGGGAGCCUCCAGGGUGGGGAAGAGCUCCAUUGUCUCACGCUUUCUCACUGGCCGGUUUGAGGACCAGUACACUCCCACCAUUGAGGAUUUUCAUCGCAAGGUUUACAACAUCCGGGGAGACAUGUACCAGCUGGACAUCCUGGACACAUCUGGGAAUCACCCUUUCCCUGCAAUGAGGAGGCUGUCCAUACUGACAGGGGAUGUUUUCAUCUUGGUCUUCAGUUUGGACAACAGGGAAUCUUUUGAUGAGGUCAAGAGGCUCCAGAAACAGAUCCUUGAAGUCAAAUCCUGCCUGAAAAACAAGACCAAGGAGUCAGCUGAUCUGCCCAUGGUAAUCUGUGGCAACAAGAAUGACCACAGUGAGAUCUACCGGAAAGUGCGCUCAGACGAAGGGGAGGUCCUUGUGUCCAGUGAUGAGAACUGUGCUUACUUUGAAGUCUCAGCCAAGAAGAACACUAAUGUGGAUGAAAUGUUCUAUGUCCUCUUUAGCAUGGCCAAGCUACCUCAUGAGAUGAGUCCUGCCCUCCACAGGAAAAUUUCCAUCCAGUAUGGGGAUGCCUUCCAGCAAAAAUCCUUCAGGAUGCGCCGGGUCAAAGAGAUGGAUGCCUAUGGCAUGAUCUCUCCAUUUGCUCGCCGGCCCAGUGUCAACAGUGACCUGAAAUACAUCAAAUCAAAAGUCCUUAGGGAAGGACAGGCCAGAGAGAGGGAAAAAUGCAGUAUCCAGUGAAGGGGACUCACUGUUUGGGGCAAAGACUACAUGUAUUUGCAGUGCCUUAUUUUAAAAAAAAGUUUGAAAAACUCAAGAAUGGGCUCUUGGGACACGCACCUCUUGGGGGACACGUACCACAGAGGUGAGGACAGCUCUUCUUGGAAACUCUACAACAUCACUAAUGUAAAUAGUAACUUUCAAGCUAGUCUUGUAAAUAGUUAAAGAAACCAUAUGUCUGAGAUACGGCUAGUUUUUCCAGUUUUGUAAUUUAAGUUCCCUUGUCUUUUUCUUGUCUAAAGAACGCAGACUCAUAAAGAAGAUUCAACCUCAUUCCUGCCCAGGAAAUAGGUUACCCAUCCAGAAAAACUAUUAGGUAUUUGUAAUUUAAAAUAACAACCCAACAUACAGCCUUUGCUGUGAGAGAAAGAUGAGUGUGUGCUUUCUUUUCAGAGCACUCUUCAAAAACAAGAUUUACAAUUUAAUCUCCUGCCUUUGCUCCAAGAGCAAGGGUAUUAGCAAAGGUUUCCCAGACUGAGAGAGUAUUCUGUAUGUGGAUACGUGAUUCUGACUUGCCAUUGAGCGGACCUCUGGUUUGGGGAAGCUUAGAAGACCUAGGGAUGUGAUUUUGCUGCGGCAAUAUUACUUCCUAAUAGUCAUCAAAACAAACAUCAUUUUGUAUUAUAGCUUCAGUUUUGUUUUGUUCCCCCUGCUCCAAGCAAAAGCAGAUGGCAAUUGUGCUUUUCAAAUUAAAGCAGUAUCUACUGGUCUGUUCUAGAACUGCCAAGUGAUUUUCAGUUGUAAAGUUGCAUAAUAUGUACAGUAAUUGAAAGUGAAAUUGUUGUACUGUAAAGCCAGCACAUCUGACUGCUUUGCUCGCCUCACGUAUUAUUGUUUCUUGAAACAGCACAGACCUGUCACAUAGACUCUGAAUACUUUCAUAUAAACAGCAGCUGUGUCCUCCCUACUUACAACUGCAACAGUUCCUUCCAUCUGUCUUUCACAAUAGAGAUGGACCAGAUGUGAAAUUGUGGUUUGAAGAGAGAGUUUGGACCUUCUUCCCCCAAAAUUCAUGAGCGAUUGGAUAUCGGGCAUUGAUUUGGGACCAACUCUAACUGGACCCAUCUUUUCAAUUAUUUCUUCUUUUAAAACAUCCAGCCCCCCAAUUCAGAGUUUUCCUUUUUAGUCAGUAGUGUUUGCCUCUGAGCAGAGGGUAGAGACAAGCCUAUGCAGAAUUCAUGUACUUGGGCACAUCUACAGGAGAUGUUUACUGCGGAGUAGACUAAUUAGCUCUACAGUAAACAUUGUGUGUCUACACAUGCAGCCCUAUUAGGCUGGAGUAAAAU
Molecule: messenger RNA, 2847 nt
Organism: Alligator sinensis (Chinese alligator)
Lineage: Eukaryota; Metazoa; Chordata; Crocodylia; Alligatoridae
Gene: RASD2
Product: RASD family member 2
Exons: 3
Coding region: 722-1522 (266 amino acids)
Molecular function (GO): GTP binding; GTPase activity
Source: RefSeq, a predicted model, not a curated record